Colletotrichum acutatum is the source of this 1031-nucleotide messenger RNA. RefSeq lists its product as uncharacterized. The record is from RefSeq and is a predicted model, not a curated record. The transcript has a single exon. NCBI's taxonomy places the organism in Eukaryota, Fungi, Ascomycota, Sordariomycetes, Glomerellales, Glomerellaceae. The coding region runs from base 42 to 680 and encodes 212 amino acids.
CCUUGAUCCGCUGAUACCACCCGUCAGAAUUAAACCGGAAAAUGAUGUCAGGUACUGGAACAGUUCAGUUCCAGCUUACGAUUUUCUCUCCUCUUCAUGAAAUCACAAUCUUGCUUCCUCUGAGUGGAUGGAGUGCUCUCCGGCCUUGCUGCUCUCCUCGCUUUGAACUCCACCCCCAUGACGACAAUCUGGGGGAAAACGGGGUACCCAGCUUCGAUAUGCGAAAAAACCACAGGCUCGCAAGACACAUGACCACAUUGAGAGUACUGGUAUCCGGAACUCAUGAUAUCUCUUCUGGCACUCAUAACAAUAUAAUAGGUAUAGCAGGUAUGGCCACAUCCCAUCGGCACAGCUCAACCAGGAAUUCGUGUUGCUGCAAUUCACCAACUGCCCAAACAUUGUUCAACACCGCCAAUCCUGCCUGGGCAAAGUAUCCCAAGCAAACUCCCGCCAAUCCCGAGAGCCAGGUCCGGCAGUACCUCCAUCCUCUCCCCUCAUCCAUCUCGGCGGCGUCCGGGUCACAUCAGCGCGAGUUUGCCGAGAAACCCUCCCUUCGGCACCCCGACCCUCCGGAUCCUCCCUAUCAACACCGAACUACCUGCCUUAGUCUUCGGAGAUCACCCCGCCCUCCUCCAGCUUUCCCCGCAUUGCAUCACGGAACGUUCUCUUUGCUGUGUUGACGUUUGGCAAGCAAAUGACAAGCGCCUCGCUAUCGCAAAGCAACCUAGGGUAUGUACUACCUAAGUACAAAGGUAACCAAGAUAGCCAGUAGGAUAUAGGUAGUGGCAACUCGGUUUUCUCAGGAUUGCUUUACACUCAUAAAACUUUGGCCAAUGAUUUGGUAACCCUUACCUAAACUCGCAGGGUAUGUGUCUACAUUGCAGUUCACCGUCCUUGUGUGGAUAGCUUCAACUGGCUGUGCGUUUCCACACCGUUGACAAACCUCAAAGCCCCGAACAGGCAGAGACGGUUGGCCACCUUUAUGAGCAUUGCAUCAAUAACGCAGAACUUGCUUUGGCAAUCAUGGAAAU